Messenger RNA from Parus major (Great Tit), 5583 nucleotides. RefSeq names its product DENN domain containing 6A (gene DENND6A). Gene Ontology annotation, cellular component: recycling endosome. The transcript has 19 exons. Bases 2091 to 3851 code for a protein of 586 amino acids. Lineage: Eukaryota; Metazoa; Chordata; Aves; Passeriformes; Paridae. The record is from RefSeq and is a predicted model, not a curated record. Gene Ontology annotation, molecular function: guanyl-nucleotide exchange factor activity.
UUUGCCGUUGCUGUUCUCUGCUCUGGGGGGGAGAAGGCGAGCGGGGCCCGUCAGCCCUUAUAAAUAAGGGGGAGGGGAAUGGCCUGAUGUCGGGUCAGAGGAGGUUCGGGUUGGAUUUUAGGACAAGGCUUUUCACCCAGGGGCUGGUCGAGCACUGGGAUAGGCUCCCCAGGGAAGUGGUCAUGUCUCCAAGACUGCCAGUUCACAAACCUUUUGGACAACGCUCUCAGACACACGGUGGGAGUCUUGGGGCUCCCUGUGCAGGGCCAGGAGUUGGACUCGAUGGUCUGAUUCCAGCUCAGAAUAUUCUGUGAUUGUGUGAAAGUGCGGAGCUCAGAGGAGGGGCUGGGGUGACAUGUUCUUAGCAGAGGUUGCAUGAGAAACUUCAGGAGUCUCCUGAGCAUCCUCCUGCUUUCCCCGUGCGUGUCUGGUCGUUUUAUGAUUCCAGAUUAAAAACCUAGGGAGCCGCAGUGUGGUUUGGUGUGUCCUGAGGCGGGAGGAAUGCUGGCCAUGUUUGCCAUGUCUCGUUGCAGGUUGGCAGCUGGAGCAGAGGGACUCUUGGAGCAGUGACUGCAGGGACAGGACUGAGAUGGUGUCUUCCUUCAGUACUGCAUGGAGCAUCAUCCAAGGUCGUAUUUAUGCCCGUUUUCUAGAAGCCGAGGAAAGGUCACUUGUCAAGGUCAUAUGGUAGGCUAGUACUGAACGAGUCUGUCCAGUCCAAAUACAUUUUAAAUUCCGUCAUUCCCUGUAAAGCAAACAAGUGGAAAUUGUUGAUAUAGGAUAGAUGUUGGGGUCAUGCCAGCACUAUAAUUACCCUGUGACAGGGUGUUAGGAUUAGGGAUAUGGGAGAUGGCAGAAAGAGCUGGCAGCUGUGGAGGACAGGAGUGGAGGUGGGCCAGGCACUUCAGCAGUGGAUGAGGGAAAAGCAGCGAUCAAGAUAAGGCAGUGCAGUGUAUGAGACAAAGCGUGAUUGGUGCAUUCUUAAUUGUAGCACAGUAAAGUCUCAGGGCUGUCUUUUUUUUUUUUUUUAACCUUUGUUUUUGACUGCACUGUGAUUUGGGGAAGGGAGAUUAAUUCAUAACAGAUUAGUUUUCUUCAAACAAUCCAGUGGGAAAAAGACAGCAAAACCAUGCUGUAGCAUCUGUGUUUGAAACAGAGAAAUGAAGUCCAAGAUUAAAGACAAGUCUGAUUUUGUGAAGACAGAACCAAAUAACUGAUAGGUGAAACCUUUAGAACUGUUUAUCCAUAGUUUUAAUUCUCCUGACAGGGAAAAAAAUAUAACUGGCACAUCACUUCAUGGCUUUCAUCAGCUUAUGAGAUUGUACUGCUCUGAUAAAUAUAAUUAUCAUUUGCUUUUGCUAAUCUUUUUAAUAAGUGGAAAUUCAGUGUGGCUGUUGCUUACAGCACAUAAUGUGCCAUAACUAAUCAAAGGGAGAAGAAAAGGUAUAAAAAGGAAGUGGAGAAAGUGAGAAUAAAUUUAGGUCCAUUAGGAGUUACAUUUCAGGUAAUUAGUUGCAAAAGUAGAAAUAAUUGAGAGCGCUUUGGAACUGCAAAGUGUAAAAAGUGGGGACAAGGGGUACUACAGGUGUUGGAAUGAAAAGAAUGUUUUUAAGAGCAUUUUUUUUAUAUUUUUGUGGGCAUGUUUAAUAGAAGAAGGAGACUGAAAGUAAAAUUACAGAUUAAAAAGAUCCAUUAUCAUCUAUAGGACCUACUAGAAUGAUAAUAUAACUGUGUCAUUUAAACAGCAAGCCACUGGCAUAUUAUGUUUUCCUGAAUCCUUCUUCAUCUCCUGGAGAAAUCCCACUCUGACAGUCUCAUGGGGAAGCAAUGGUAUGUGCCAGCUGCCUUUCUAGAUCUCUUUGGCACUGCCAAAUGGCUCAUGUAACAACUGAGCUGUACCCACUGCUCGUCGAGGACAUUAAUUUGACCCACCCUUCUCUGCAUGAGUGCCAGCUCUCAUUUGAGCUGCGUGGGUGUAGUUAUCCCUCAGGCUUUUUAACUCCUGUUUCAAAUUGCCUGAUGAGUUCAGAAGUUAUCAGGGACAGAUUCAUAGGCUAAGAUAAAAAUACAGAAAGCAGUGGUAUUCUGAAAUGAGGAUACAGCUAUUGUAUGGAUAUUUUGUGAGGUGUCUGCUGCUUACCAGAAAGUGUCCAUCCCAGAACUGUGGAAAGCAACAGGUGGAUGAGGAGUUGGGUGUGAAGUGCUCGGCCGCCGUGCUGUGCUCAGAGGAGGAGGAGCAGGAGGAGGAGGGAGGAAGUGUCAGCUCCUGCUUCUUUUCUGCAAACGUCGUCACACAGCUGAAGCAGACAGAACACCUCGCAGCCAUGUUAGAUUCUAAUUCGGGUUGUCUUGGAGACACACAAUUUUGUUUUAGAUUUCGACGGUCUCCUGGAAGGAAAGUCUCAUUGUGUUGUUUUCCAGACCAAUUGGAUAGAGAUCUACCAGUUUACUUAAAGAAAGAUUCAGCAUAUUACUAUGGCUAUGUUUAUUUCAGACAAGUUCGAGACAAAUCAUUAAAAAGAGGCUAUUUCCAGAAGUCGCUGGUCCUCAUCAGCAAGCUGCCUUAUGUCCAUCUCUUUCGUACCAUGCUUAAGCAAAUAGCACCAGAAUACUUUGAAAAAAGUGAAGCUUUCCUGGAAGCAGUUUGUAAUGACAUUGAUCGUUGGCCACCACCAGUUCCAGGGAAAGUUCUGCAGUUGCCUAUUAUGGGUGUCAUAAUGAAGUUGCGGAUUCCAACAUAUCGUGACAAGCCUGGAACAACAUCGAUAGUACAGAAUAUGCACCAGGCAGAUGCUCAGAUCUCCAUGGCUUUACCGACUGUUCAUGAAGUAGAUCUUUUCAGGUGUUUCUGUCCAGUGUUCUUUCACAUUCAGAUGCUUUGGGAGCUGGUGCUGCUGGGAGAACCACUUGUUGUGAUGGCACCAUCACCAGCAGAGUCUUCAGAAACUGUGUUGGCCCUUGUUAGUUGUAUUUCACCACUGAAGUACUGCAGUGAUUUCAGGCCAUACUUCACCAUCCACGACAGUGAAUUCAAAGAAUACACAACUCGCACACAAGCCCCACCAUCUGUCAUUCUUGGGGUGACAAAUCCCUUUUUUGCUAAAACACUUCAGCACUGGCCUCACAUUAUCCGAAUUGGAGAUAUCAAACUUCCAGGUGAAGUUCCAAAGCAGGUGAAAGUGAAAAAACUGAAGAACCUAAAAACUUUGGACUCCAAACCUGGUGUUUAUUCCUCUUACAAGCCAUACUUGAACAAAGAUGAAGAAAUUGUUAAGCAGUUGCAAAAGGGAGUACAACAGAAACGUCCUACAGAAGCGCAGAGUGUGAUACUUCGGCGGUAUUUCUUGGAAUUGACAGAAAGUUUCAUUAUUCCAUUAGAACGUUAUGUGGCAAGCCUAAUGCCUUUGCAGAAAUGCAUUUCACCCUGGAAGAGUCCACCACAGCUGAGGCAGUUUAGCCAAGAUGACUUCAUGAAGACACUGGAAAAAGCAGGACCACAGCUCACCUCAGGUUUAAAGGGAGAUUGGAUAGGACUUUACAGGCAUUUUUUGAAAUCACCAAACUUUGAUGGUUGGUUUAGGAGCCGGCAGAGAGAAAUGACACAGAAGUUAGAGGCCCUUCAUUUAGAAGCACUCUGUAAUGAGAACUUGGUUUUCUGGAGUCAGAAGCAUACUGAGGUAGAAACGGUGGAUCUUGUCUUAAAGUUAAAAAAUAAACUGUUGCAGGCUGACACAGAACAUCUUCCUGUGAAAACUGACACGCUGAAAAAGCUACAAACACACAUCAAUGAUAUUAUACUGGCACUGCCAGAUGACUUACAGGACAUCUUGCUCAAAACUGGCACAACAUGAUUUCUACUGGGCUUUUUUGGUGCAGAAAACCAAAAGGCAAGUAGUCUCAAGGAAGACAGUGGCUUUCCAAGUUUGGAACACAGCUCUAAACCAGUAAAUGUUAACACUACAAAUGGACUGUACUAAUAGUAUAGCCCAUUAUAUCAUUUUCACUGUUUUUUCCAUUUCAAUACCAAUGCAACUAAAGGGAUUCUUGUGUUUAAUACUAUUUUAAAUAAGUGCUCUUAAAAAUAAUCUGUGGGCAUAUGAAGCUGUGCCACAGUAUAGGACUACAAUGCAGUGCUGGCAUUGCAGAAUGUUUUCCAAUUGGUGCUGCUAUACCCAGUCCUACUCAGGGCAUUAUUGAUCCUCUGACUCUGUCCUCUCAACUGUCCUGUUGAUGUAGUAUCUGAUUAUUUUUCUUUGUUUUUUACUUUUAGUUUUUAGCUAGUGGUAAGUCCAAGUGACAUAUUGGUGAUUUGGCCAGAAUGCCAUAUAAUUGAGGUAUUUUACUGGUAAAUCACAGCUUUUAAAACUGCUUCAGGAACAACUGAAAUUAUCAGAACCAUUCUUAACUUUCAGCAUUUCUGCUUCUUUACCAUCUUUCCAAAAUGAUACUGAUUUAGCAUCUUUAAAGAAGAGAAGGCAGCUGACAAAAAUUUCCUGAAGGGAAGUCUCUUCCACUCAGUGUCAGUUAUCAGGGUGCUCUUACAUGCCUUAAAGUAAUUAUAUACUAAUUUGUGGUUUUAAACUGCUGACAUCCAGGAUUUCAACUGGAUCACUCUCUUAAGCAGGAAAUAAACACUGUGGUGUUCUUAGAGGGAUUUUAAAGUUGGUGAUUUCAGUAGAGUUAGUUGACACAGUCUGUUUCAGUUGGAAGUACCAGUCAGCUCCUGUUAUAAUUUUUAACUUUAUGAUUUUUGACUUACCCAGUCAAGUGUUUGAGGAGGUGAUGAGGCUGGAGGGAGAAAAUGUUGGCUUCAGCUGAAAAAAAGCUUCUGGACAGGUCAGACUGGCACAAAAAGAUUGUAGCAUGAAAUUAUUCUCAGACUGUGCAUACAGCAGACAUGAAUAAAGAGCAAUUUCCUCUUGCAUAUUAAGCAACAAGUAAGGGAUGUUUUAUCUUCUUGAACAAGUUGCAGUCAUAUAUAAGAACUCAGCUGCUCCACGUGCAUUGUACUUUGACCAGUUUCGAGUAAACAUAAUGCUAUAGUGUACACACAGCAUAUACUUUUAUAUGUCAAGUGGAUCACAGUUAUUAAAAAAAAAACCACUCUGCUUUUAAGUGCUUGGAUAGAACUUUUAAAAUCUUAUGACAUAAUCCUGCUAUAAGAAUAUGCUUUUGUAUAACAAAUAUUUCAUACCAUCUUUCCAAAAAUGUCUUAUUUAGAUAUAAAAUGUCACAACAGUAUUUUUAUGAAAAGAAUGUAUUUUAAUACUGUUAUGUUUUAUAUACAAUUACUCACGACCAAAAGUUUAAUGUAUCUAUUAUGUUACUUAAACUAUACCACUUCAGCAUUAAUUGCUAACUUGCAAUUUUUAUUUUUUUUGCACGCCCUGAUGAAAAGCAUUUCUAAUCCAGAAAUUAAGUGGCCAUUCAUACCCUAAAUUAUCUUAACUAUUUAACCUGGGGCACUGUCAUUUCUUGGAAACAUGUAAACUGGUAACAACUAUGAUAACUAGCACAUGACUGCAAAUACAUAUUUUUUUAAACAAAAAUAAAGAGUUUGAUUAUUUUUUUUUUCCUUUGGAA